AUGGCGAUAGAAGUCUUCCUGGACAAAGACUUAAAGUUUUCUCCUUUUUUUCUUUCACAGAAUUUUCUGAGCCAGUACCGCUAUAUAUCUCCCUCGCGUUCAGGAAAUCAUGACGUGGAAACAGCCAUCAGAAAAUUCCAAGAGUUCACUGGUCUGCCCGUGACUGGCACUGAGUUAGAUGAGGCCACUAUUGCACAGACAAAGAAGCCACGUUGUGGAAUGCCUGAUGUUGAUGAAGAAGGCCGCGUGAAGAGGUUUAAGACUGGGUCCAGAUGGAGCAAGAAACACUUGACGUACUUUGUUGAGCAUGGAGUAGAUUUGGACCAUUCCACUCAAGACGCGGUGUUUGCCAAAGCACUGAAAUACUGGGCUGAUGUAUCAGGACUGUCUUUCUCCAAAGCUUCCAGCGCUUCCUCUGCUGACCUUAGGAACAGGUGAGCAUACUUGUAACAUUUAGCACAUUAAACAGUACAACGUGAAAGUAUUUCUCAAUAGGUAUCAUUCAAAUGAUCAUAUUAAGUUAUAGGGAUUCACUGACUUAACUGAUGGAAUUAUUUCGCAUGUACCCCAUGCAUGAUUUGCUUUAGCUGACGCCAGUAAAAUGGUAAUAGAACUUUAUGAGACAUGACCUGGAGUAAAGACUUCCUCUGGCCUUCUUAGAUUAUCGAGCCAGUAAAGAAAUUGGAAGAGCAUGGUGAUUUCUCACGUCAUGUUAGCUUAGAGCACGCAAAAAUUAUCACCACAAAAAUCAUGUACUUAGCAACAACUCUAAGUCUGUUAAGGCGGAGCUCUCUCAAUAUACUUUCACUGUUUCUUU
Messenger RNA from Orbicella faveolata, 817 nucleotides. RefSeq names its product matrilysin-like. Gene Ontology annotation, molecular function: zinc ion binding; metalloendopeptidase activity. The record is from RefSeq and is a predicted model, not a curated record. Gene Ontology annotation, cellular component: extracellular matrix. Gene Ontology annotation, biological process: collagen catabolic process; extracellular matrix organization; proteolysis. NCBI's taxonomy places the organism in Eukaryota, Metazoa, Cnidaria, Anthozoa, Scleractinia, Merulinidae.